GGGAGAACUAAAAGUGGACUGCUGUUACGCGCCUUGGGUGUGUCAAUGGACGUCACGAAAGUCCGCUAUCCGGUGGCUGCACUGUGGGAACUGUAUAAAGCCGCGCCACUGUCCAAAACGAUGGGGAAAAGUUGCACUGGAGUUCAAGCGUGGUGUCCUGUUGCGUGAUCUCCCGCAGCUAUCCUCAGGAAACCAACCAUCUCUAUUCACUGACGAUCAGCGAAUAGAGAUCAGCACUGAGCGCCACAGCCAUUGCGCUGCGCUCUUUUAAGUCUACUCUGGAGGGGGGAAACCAACAGCAGGAAUAAAACCGGUUUCAUAUUUUAGAUUUGAAACCCGCUCGCUGCAUCGGAGUCACCAGAGAUGAUGAAUUUUAUCCCCAUCUGCCUGUUAUGUGGAUUGUAUGGUGUUCUUGCAAAAGACAAAGAUCAAAAGGGGAAAUACAGCGUUCCUCUUCUGGAUGUGAAAACCCGGCAGCUGGUCCUUAACAUCAACCAGACACUACAGCUCGGCUGCAGGGGUCGCUGGGAGCUGACAUGGGCGUUCCCAUCAGGUUUGACCAGAGAUCAGGUGCAAGUGGAGGAGUCUCGCUGUGGGAGGACAAGCCAGCAGUACUGCAGUCGUUUGAGGGUCAUCAGCACCCAGACCCAGCACACUGGCCUUUUCCGCUGCAGAUACCGACACCGAACUCAAAAACAGACCUCCAUCUAUGUAUAUGUCACAUACAGCCAGCAGCCAUUUGUGGAACAUCCGGGUAUGAGCCCAGAUGUGUUGUACAUGAAGGAGAAGCAGCCACUGGUCAUCCCCUGCCGGGUCACCCACCCUAACGUCACCACCACACUGGUCAAGUUCCCCAACCAGAGCCUGAGUCCAGACCAGAGGAACAUCAUCUGGAACAGCAAGCAGGGCUUCACCAUCCGAACUCCUACCUUCUAUUACAUUGGCCUCUUCUACUGCCAGACAAUCACUGACGGCGUCACACACAAGUCACGUAUAUACUUUAUACACAGACCAGUGAGUAACAUCAUGGAGGUCUAUCUGAACAGCAGUGGCCCUGUGCAGGCCCUGAAAGGAGAGAGACUAGUCUUGAACUGUACUGCCACCGGGGAGUUGAACACCAGAGUCAACAUCACCUGGGACUACCCCGGAAAGAAUAACAACACAGGCUUCACGUCCAAGAGGCUCCUAAAACACAGAACGCACAUGUUGUUCUACAAUAUUCUGACCAUCCCGAAGCUCCAGCGUUCAGACCGAGGCCUCUACACAUGCCGCGUGACCAGCGGGGAAAAACACAAACAACAGAAAGUCACUGUUACAGUCCAUGACCGUCCGUUUAUUCGCCUGAAGUCCAGACAUGGAUCUACGAUGGAGGCGCAGGCAGGACAGAAAUCUUACAGAAUCUCUCCCAAACUACGAGCGUUCCCUGCCCCUGCAGUCAUCUGGUUGAAGGAUGGCAUGGUGGCAGCAGAGCAAUGCUCCAGAUAUCACAUGGAUGGGAAUUCCCUGGUGAUCCGGGAUGUGGCAGAGGAGGAUGCUGGGAAGUACACUGUCCUGGUACGAAUCCAGGAACAUGGACUCUACCAGAAUCUCACGCUCACUCUUGUGGUCAAUGUGAGUCCUCAGAUAGGGGAGAAAGCGGUGUCGUUGCAGGACCCGGGCUCGGUGCCACGGGGGAGCAGACAAGCCCUCCACUGCACAUCCCACGGAGUGCCUCCUCCACACAUCCAGUGGCUAUGGCAUCCCUGCCCAUCCAAAGGCCUGUGUGUGUGUCCAACAUCCUCCUCCCUUUGGAGCCCUGUUACAGAGAGGGUCCCUGCCACGUUCACAAGCAACCACAUCCUGAGUAUUACACAUAGACAGGAAGUGCUUCAAGGGAAGAACAAGACAGUGGGGGUCCUGACUGUGGCAGAGGCCUUUGUGUCUGGAGUCUAUCGCUGCACUGCCUCCAACUCUGCAGGCACAGACCAGCUAGACCUCCACUUCUACGUCACAGAUGUCCCAGGAGGCUUCAGUGUGAGCCAGGGGGAGGAGCCUAGAGAGGGUGGAGAACUGCAUCUCACCUGUGUAGCCAAUAAGUACCUGUACACAGCGUUGUCAUGGCAACGGGUGAAUGAGACCGAGGGUGUCCAAUCCCGCAGCCCUGCCCGGAGUAGUCAGCAGCUCACAUUGGGGGAGUUUUCCAAUUCUCUGGUCCUGUUGCUAAGCAACCUAACAGCCAGAGACUCUGGCGCCUACAGAUGCUCUGCCCACCACCUGAUCAUCGGACGGGAGGCACACCUGGACAUACAGGUGGUGGUCACAAUUUUGGAGCCUCCGGUGCUGCUUAAUAAUCUGACAGAUUGUACUGUCAACCUCAGCAGCUCAGUAAUCCUUAGCUGUCCCUCUGAAGGAGUCCCAACCCCAAUCAUCAUGUGGUACAAGGAUGAACGUGCUUUGUCUCAGGGAUCAGGCAUUGUGAUAUCAACAGAAGAUGGGACCCUCCAUAUUGAUCGAAUCACAGUCGAGGACCAGGGCAUGUAUACGUGCCAGGCCACCAAUGAGAGGGGAUCUGCAGAGAGUUCCGCCUAUAUAUGGGUAAACCGUGUUUCAGAAACCUCAUUUCUGGAGAUUCCCACACUUACCUGUACCUGUGUGGUGGCCACUCUCUUCUGGCUUUUGCUGACGCUUUUCAUACGCAAACUGAAACAGCCCAACAGCUCAACCACCAAACCAGAGCACCUGUCAAUCAUUCUAGACAGAGGGGAGGGGCCAGUAGAGGAGCAGUGUGAGAGACUACACUACAAUCCCAACCAAUGGGAGUUCCCUCGAGAGCGGCUUAAAUUAGGGAAACCUCUGGGCCGCGGAGCCUUUGGUAAGGUGAUGCAGGCAGCUGCGUUUGGAAUAGACAAUGACACCAGGUGCAGGACUGUGGCUGUUAAAAUGCUCAAAGAUGGAGCUACAGCCAGCGAACACAAAGCGCUGAUGACUGAAUUGAAAAUCCUCAACCACAUUGGACAUCAUCUUAAUGUAGUCAACCUACUGGGAGCCUGCACCAAGCCAGGAGGACCACUGAUGGUCAUUGUGGAGUACUGUUGCUAUGGAAAUCUUUCUAACUUCUUGAAGGGCAAGAGAGAGGUGUUUGUGUACAACACGCCGGCAGGAGGAAAGGAUGGAGGGCCAGGUUGUUUCGCCAGAGUGUCUGAGUCUGAUUCGAGAGACAGGAAAGAGAAUCAACUUGAUCCCAAAUCUGCCUCCAACUCCCCUUUAUUCCUGGAGGACCUCAUCUCCUUUAGCUUUCAGGUGGCGAGAGGAAUGGAGUUUCUGGCCUCUCGCAAGUGUAUUCACCGAGACCUGGCAGCCAGAAACAUUUUGCUUUCUGACAAUAAAGUGGUUAAGAUCUGUGACUUUGGCCUGGCCAGAGACAUCUACAGAGACCCUGACUAUGUCCGCAAGGGAGAUGCCCGCCUCCCUCUAAAGUGGAUGUCUCCAGAGUCCAUCUUUGACAAGGUGUUCACCACGCAGAGUGACGUGUGGUCCUAUGGCAUUCUGCUGUGGGAGAUCUUUUCUUUGGGAGCGUCCCCUUACCCUGGUCUUCACAUAGAUGAAGAGUUCUGCCACAGACUAAAGGGGGGAACAAGGAUGCGAGCACCUGAAUACAGCACUACUGAGAUUUACAGCACAAUGCUGGCGUGCUGGGAGGCCAGUCCCUCAGAUCGACCCACCUUCACUAACCUGGUGGAGACCCUGGGAGACCUGCUGCAAGCGAGGGUUCAGCAGGAUGGAAAGGAUUACAUUCCUCUGGGAUCUUUCAUGACUGGAGACACUGGUCGCAGCGAGUCCUUCAAAGAAAACCUGCUUGCAGUCACAAACAUGAGUUAUAUGAGGGGUAUGGCCACACUUCAGACGUUUGAGGAACUGCCCUCCGAGGAGCCAGACAACCCUGACGAGGAGCAGAGUGACAGUGGCAUGAUCCUCCCAUCUGAGGAGCUGAAGCGUCUGAUGUGGAAUAACGGCACCAAGAACAGGAAAGUCAGCAGGUUAUUUACCUUCGCUAAAUGCCGGGACAACCAGGUGCCUUUCCUGUGCGAUGACAUCACAGGUGUCUGUGAUGACAAGCCGUCUAUCUUGCCGUGUGAUUGGGGGUCUGACGAGGGGGGCUCCCCACCUCCGGAUUACAACUCUGCUUUUCUAUAUCCCUCCCUCUAGCAUGUGUUCCUGAACCGAUUUACACAUAGCAUAUAUUUUCUUGCUCAUAAUCUUUAGUCAACUAAAACGUAAUCUGCUUUUCAAUUUCAAUCCUCUACCUCAUUAGAAUAUCUGCAUUUAUUCAUCUGUCAUCCUUUUCUUCCUUCAGCCAAAUUCAGAGAUAAUUUCUCUAGAUUUAACACAAAACCUCGCUUUGCUUUUCUUCAGUUCUCAAAACCAAAUGCUGUUGUACAACAAAGCCUUACCAAGUAUUAUCUUGCAUUACAACACACAACGCCUUCCAAGAGCAGCUAAGUAUUACCUGAUAGUACUUACCUGAUAGUAUCAUAUGCAGUUAUGCAGAAUGUAUUUACUGACAUACAACUAUUACAGCGUAUUGUAUUGGUACCUCAUGUGCUGAGCUUUGUGAAAAGGAACACUGCUGUAUGAAAUAAUAGUUCCUUCUACACAGCUACUAUAUGCUGGAAAGAAAGUUAUUAUAUACUGAAUUAUAGUAUGAGUUAGACAAGACGUAUCUGUCUGUAUUUAUUGUAAUGCUGUAAACGUUUCAUGGAUGAGGUGUAUCUCACUGGGAAUGUUAAUAUCCACUCCGUUUAAUUUGGGUUAUUUAAGGUUAUAAUGUUCAGUCUUAAAAACGUAAUGAUUUGUCCAUCCCAAUAGUAUCAAUGGAGGCCUCAGUAAUACAAUCUACAGUCAGCCAAAUCACCAGCAAGUUGAAUCAUUUCUCUAAAACAGCUUCAACAAAAACAUUGUAAGCCUCAUAAACAUAGCAUGAAUUGCAGGGCUGCUAUAUUAGAUUGUACUGCAUACAUAAUAAACUGGCAAAUGAUUGAAUAUUUAAUUCUAUAAUUAGUAUCCUUUGAUAUAGAAUUAAGUCAAAUUAUUCAGAUUUGACAAAAACGUAUAACAUAUACCCUUGCAGAACAGUUUUUUCCUAUAUAUAAUUUUACAAAAAAUAUUGAAUGUACUAUGAUUAAUAUAAUUAAAUAUGGUGUUUUUCCUUGACAACUAGAGCUGAAAUAAUUAGUCCAUAUAUAGAAAAUUGACUAUUUUUAUAUCCAAUUUGAAACAAAAAUUAAUUAUUUUUCAAAAAUACCUAACAUUUCUUAAUUCCAGCUUCUCAAUUGCGAGAUUUGCGGCUUUCCUGUCUUAACCCUGAUUGGUGUUCAUAUUUUUGUAACACAGCCAAUGUUCCCGGGUCUGAUUGACCCGUCACAUUAUUAGGCUUUUAAAUCAAUACAGCCAUAACUAUUUAUGUAAAAAUACUUAAGUUUACUCUCAAUUACCAAUGAUAUAUAUAUACACAUCAUUUAUGGUUCAUAUUUGCCAUUUACCCCUAUGAGAUCACAUUUACGAUCACUUUUGGUGGUUGAGAAAAUAAGGAAAUUCAAUUGUAAAAAACAAAACAAAAAUCAGAACAGGUGAAAGUGCUUGAAAUGUUACAAUUUUGUAACUUCGUGUGGGAAUAGCAGGUGCAGACAGACAGACGUUCGGACACACGCGCGCACACACACACGCGCACACACACGCGCGCGCACACACACAAACACAGUUUGCAUGUAUUUUCCAUUUAAAGAUGAUUAAUCACUGAAGAAUGUAAUUGUUAGUUUAGUACAAUCCUACCCAUAUGUUGACAGUGUUUCUAUAAACAUUUUUUAUAUUAUUUUAUUUAAAAAAAGCUGUAAUGUACCCAAUUGCAAGACAAGACCGUGCAUUUAUCAGUUUUGGUAUUCUUUAUUAAAAUACUGCUGUACACACAAAUAUUGCAAAAUUUGAGACAAUGAACACAAGAGGGGCAUAAAACAUACUAAGAUGGUGAUUGUAGGUGUGUUGAUGUGGGGGAGGAGAAGAAUGUCAUCCUAAUUUUAACUGGAGUGUUUGUGUUGUGAUGUGGAAGAUACUGAUAUGAGCACUGACAUUGUGUGGACCGAGAUGGGUGGCGUGUGUGUGUGUGUUUUUUUUUUUUCUAAAGCACCACAUUCACCAAAUAUGUUUUUGUCUGUUCAUUUCACUAAAAUGGAGGAAGUAGUACAUGAUCUAACACAGCCAGAUUCUUGAAGGUUGGUUACCCUCAAGUACAGACCAUCCACUUCCAUGACAACUCUGAAAUCUUUACGUAAAAGCCAAGACACUGUUCUUUUACACCAUCCGUUCCCGUUGACACCAUCCACCUUAAAUUGUCUCUUAUCUGACAGUGUGCUUCAUACAUGAGACCCUGUUUUUCCUACAGUCUUACGUAUGUAACACGCUUUUCAAAAGCUACGGAGUACUAUGCUAAGGCAGAGAAAUCAAGAACAGUGGUUAGACAGAGCUUGGAUUGAUCCCUUUAUCUGGGUGAAGCAGGUUUGCACCAAAUUUAUUUUUAAGAGAUUCAAAUCAUCAAUGGAAUAUGAACCAUACCUUAGGGCAACAUUAAAUCCCUCACAGCGUGAUCUCCACAGUGCCACUUACUUCCUAGAACUUCCACCUGAAGACAGCCCACCCACUCCACUGUAGCCCAUUUGACUGGAGAGGGGGCAACCAAUGACAGCCAAACACAUUCAAUCAUUGGGCCCCACCAGCUGUUGGUCAUCCUGAGAGAAAUCCAAGCCAUCCAAUUAAGUGCUGGAGACUGCUUUGUCUCCAGCACGUUUGUAUUUCAUGAUCUUUAAAAGUUAAAUAAAACAAGAC
This is a messenger RNA of Etheostoma spectabile (orangethroat darter), 6855 nucleotides long. It is a transcript of the gene flt1, whose product is annotated as fms related receptor tyrosine kinase 1. The transcript has 30 exons. Gene Ontology annotation, molecular function: ATP binding; growth factor binding; vascular endothelial growth factor receptor activity. Gene Ontology annotation, cellular component: plasma membrane; signaling receptor complex. Bases 364 to 4185 code for a protein of 1273 amino acids. Lineage: Eukaryota; Metazoa; Chordata; Actinopteri; Perciformes; Percidae. Gene Ontology annotation, biological process: protein phosphorylation; vascular endothelial growth factor receptor signaling pathway; multicellular organism development. The record is from RefSeq and is a predicted model, not a curated record.